Molecule: messenger RNA, 1615 nt
Organism: Ipomoea triloba (trilobed morning glory)
Lineage: Eukaryota; Viridiplantae; Streptophyta; Magnoliopsida; Solanales; Convolvulaceae
Product: polygalacturonase-like
Exons: 4
Coding region: 101-1294 (397 amino acids)
Biological process (GO): carbohydrate metabolic process
Molecular function (GO): polygalacturonase activity
Source: RefSeq, a predicted model, not a curated record
UCUAUUUAAAUUCUUCAUUUCUCACAUUACCUCACCACCUUCUAAACAAUCUCUCAACUCCGAUCCCUUAGUUAAGGUUAAGAAAAAGAUCGAAUUUUCAAUGAAAAUUAGGGCUGGAAGUUUCAUUACCAUUUUUGUGUGGGCAGUACUAUGUUUCGUGUUCUUUAACGAAGCAUUAGCGACAGGUGUUACAACUUUUAAUGUUGUCGACUUAGGAGCGGAACCCGACGGCGAAACGGACGCGGCCGAGAUUUUCCAACGGGCGUGGUGUGCAGCUUGUGGGUCCCCGGAUCCGGCCAAGAUUUAUGUGCCGGAGGGAAUGUUUUUGAUCCGGCAAGCAUAUUUUAGCGGGCCUUGCGAGAACAACAACAUUGUCUUUGAAAUUUGGGGCACCCUUGUUGCUCCUUCCGAUUACAACGUCAUCGGCAAUGACGAUAACUGGCUGGCGUUUGAACAUGUUGACGGAGUUGCCAUCAUCGGCGGCAAACUUUACGGUCAAGGCGCCGGCCUCUGGGCUUGUAAGGAUUCCGGCAACGAAUGUCCCAAGGGCGCAACGAACUUGUCAAUUACAAACUCAAAAAACGUUGUCGUCACUGGGCUGCUUUCCCUAAACAGCCAAAUGUUCCACGUCGUCGUCAACCGGUGCGGUAGGGUAACGAUGCAAGACAUUGAAAUCAAGGCCCCCGGAGACAGUCCCAACACAGAUGGAAUUCAUGUUCAAUUAUCAUAUGAUGUUACUAUACUCAACUCUAAAAUAACAACCGGAGAUGACUGCAUCUCAAUUGGACCGGGUGCAAAAAAUUUGUGGAUGGAAAAUAUUUUAUGUGGACCUGGCCAUGGUGUUAGCAUUGGGAGUUUGGCCAAGAAUUUAAAAGAAAAAGGGGUGCAGAAUGUGACGUUGAAAACAGCUACGUUCAAGAACACACAAAACGGAGUGAGAAUAAAAGCUUGGGGUAGACCAAGUAAAGGGUUUGCCAGAAAAAUCGUUUUCAAAGAUUUAAAAAUGAGGAAUGUCCACAACCCCAUUCUCAUCGACCAAAACUAUUGCCCAGACAAUAAAAAUUGUCCGGGUCAGGCUUCGGGAGUGAAAAUUAGGGAUGUAACGUACCAGAACAUCGUGGGAACGUCUGCAACAGAGGUAGCGGUGAAGUUCGAUUGUAGCAAGAAGAACCCCUGCAAGAGAAUAAGAAUGAGUAACGUAAAGCUGAAGUUCAAAAAGAAAAGGGCUCGAGCUUCUUGUGCAUACGUUGCGGGAGAGGCUUAUGGCCAAAUCGAGCCUUCCAGUUGUCUCUAGGAAUGGAAAUUCGAUCGAGCAAUAUAACGCAAGAAGUAGGAAUAUAAAUAUAUAAUUAGUGCAUUAUAUUAUGCAUGUAUGUAACUGAUAAGUUCGGAGGUGCAACCACGCCAUGGGCGAAUGUAGAUGAGCUCACUUCCGGCGUCAGCUUGCAUUGUUUAUUAACAAUGGAAUUAAUCUAUGAUUAGUUCAUUAAUGACUCCUAAGCUAUACUCUCGCGCGCCUUUGUCCUAGCUAGCUAGCUAGGCCUUCUAGGCCUAAUAAUAUCUAAUCUUGAUCGAUCUUCAAGUUAAAUGAAUUGAUUGGAUUAACAACUCUUAA